Cladocopium goreaui is the source of this 3135-nucleotide messenger RNA. The record is from the annotation of a GenBank genome assembly. Lineage: Eukaryota; Dinophyceae; Suessiales; Symbiodiniaceae.
AUGGCAUGGAAAGAUGGUGCUUGGGAUGAGGUCAACCUUGAGGAUCCACUAACCCUCGGAAGCUGUACAUGUGAUCUGACACAGGCGCAGUGUGAUGUAAAUUGUUGCUGUGAUCCAGACUGUGAGGGACUGGCAAGUGGCUUCAGUUGCCUGCCAGAAGGCCCCCAGAGUGCGAGCCAGUACUGCUACUCAAAGAGUUGGUUGCACAGUGUGAAUCCGCGAGUUGACCUUUGGGUCAUCUCAGAUGACCUCAGGGGACUCCUUUGUGUCUCUGUGGACAACAGUGCGGUGCAAGGAGAGGUGUUCCAGAAAGAGGCCAUCCUUUCAUCCUCUCAGAUCGACGCUAUCAUUCAGGAGCAAAGUCCUCCAACCUCUACAGUAGCCACUGGAGACGUGGCAGUGCGCGGUUAUCAAACUGGAGACAUCUUGAAGGUCAAUUCUGCGCUCUCAGGAACGGUUGAGCUCAUUCUAGGAGCAUCAACCCUGGAGACUGCAACUUUGGAGGUUGUCAGACCUUUGUCCAUUGCUGCAGCUGGUCCUUCCGGUACUUGUGCUACUGGCAACGGUCAAGUCGUAAGGUUUCUAAACGAAGUUCCUUCGACCUCAUGCUGGAAGCAAGUGGACCUGGCGACCCAAUGCACGACGACUUUGAAUCCUAGGCAGCUCUUAGACACGUGGAUGCUCCAUCGCCAGUACCUCCCAGAGGAGAGACAUGCGCUGUGGGGAGCGCUGUUUGAUCCCAACAACAUGCCUGGUGCAGCGCAAAGCUGCCCCGGUCUCGGCUUGAAUCGGCUCCAAAGUCCAGUUGGUUUCACGUCCAGAGUGCAACAGCUCCUUUCCAGCAGGUUGAUGGAAGUGCAGCAGCCUCAACUCUGGCACUUCCAGUUUCACUUUGGUUUGGUCUCAGAUGUGGUUAGCAUCACCAAAGUGAAUGUGAGCUACAGCAUCCAAGACAUCUACAGCGCAGGCUGUCAGUCGCUUCGCGUGCAGCAAGGAGGAAGUGUUCACUUUCUUCAGGACCAAUCGGGAAGUCAGCUGGUCGAGGCACGAUCGGGAAAUCCAGGCUACAUCACUGGUUUGCCGCUACUCGUGGCUGAUUGUACCCUUGUGGAUGGGAGCUGCAACUACGGGGGACGCCGAGAUGCCACGGUUCCAGGAAUUCUGCCUGGAGGCAAAUGCGCAUUGCUCAAUGCUAGCACUGCUGACACCCAAGAGGUGAAAAUCAACUUUGGCGAGAACGCCAUAUUUGGAUGCAUUCUGGAUUUGACCCGUGCUGAGCUGAAAUCACUCUGUGGAGGUACUGCUUUGGCAAAUGGCUUUGUGGGCGCGCAAUCUCAGCCAGAGUGUCAGUUGCAUCAAGUCAAAAAGAAAUUUCUGUCUCUGAGCUAUGCAGGUGGAAGAGAGUCCAAGGAUGUGCCAGAGGCACGCCCAAACGGCAUGAUGUCCAGAGAAGAAAGAACCUUCCGUGAAUGGCUUUCAGCAUACGUCGAGAAGUACCAGCAGAAACCCAAGAAUGCUGAACAGCUGUGUGCCUUUGCACGCAACCAGGGCGGUCAUGUGAUGUAUCGACUUGUGAAGGAGAGACUGAACCAGGCUGAAGCUCCGUCCUUACAGAGAUCCAGCAGUUCUCCACCGGACACAAACGCGGUCAACAUCUUUCCUGUGAUGGCUCCAGUGUUGCUGCGCUUCAGAAGUGACAAAGGUGAAAAGAUGGCAAAUGUCCAGGCUGUCCAGGUGGAUUGGGGGCAGGCAAUGCCAUCCGCAAUGACGGAGCCUGCUCGAAAGCCUCUGCAGCCUGUGCCUGUUGCAUCCAAAACCAAGUCACUUCUUUCCAAUCGAAAACUUGCUCAGGCGGUUCUAGCCAUCUCCUAUCGCAGGAUCGCAGAGCGUGCCUCUGUGCGACGAAAAAUCACAGAUUUCGGCUUGAAUGGAAGCUACUCAAUGGAGACAAAAUCAGAGCUUUCCAGAUGUGCGAUUUGUUUGGAAAUGGCUCCAUGCUUGCAGAGUGCCGGAGAUCUUUGCAGAGACAGAAACUGUGAAGGAUGGUUCUGCCAUCCUUGCAUUCAGAAGCAUGUGGCUACUGUCAUUGCUGACACUCGUUUUUCAGUUCCCACCAUUCGCUGUCCUAGCUGCUUUGGAUUUGUGCCUCCAUUUUGCUGGCAAAACUUUUCAGAAAGCGACCUAUUGAUGACCUGGAGGGAAAAUGCGGCAGACCUCCUGUCAAUACGUUGUGCAGAAUGUGACGAACCAGGCACCCUCUUGCAGACCGGACAAGGCAAGGAAGAGUCAGCGCGCAAAAAACUGACAGACACAGCCUUUGCCCAGCUGGAGGACUGGUCAAGUUUGGUUGAGAAGUGGUAUCUCUUCGAGAAGGGUUCCAUGAGUGCAAAUGACUUGGUGGCAGCUCUCCUAGAGGUUUGGGGCCACGCAGAAGAAAACGAAGAGGAAACCCCUGCGGAGCUCACCAAGAAGGUGAUGGCAGCCAUGAAGUUGGUUGAGGAUGAUGGACUCCGUGCUGUCCUUCAGUUGUCCAUACUGAAACGAUAUCCCAAGACACAAACCGCAUGUUGUGACUCGGACCACUGUUUCCGGUGCAAAAUCCACACGCACCACGAAGGUAGCAGUUGUGCAGAAAUCCUACAGGAACAGCUCCCUGAGGUUGCAAUCACAUCAUUUGUCUUUGCGGAGAAAACUGGACAUGGGAAGGUGAAGAAGAAGAGUAGCCUACAGACAGAGACUCUUGCGUUCACAGAUUCUGACGCAGCUCAGAAGGCCUCCACCUCUACAUGCACUGGUGCCGUUGUGGGCGUUGAGCUAGAGGUAAUCUACUCAUCGUUUGGGAAAAUUGGAAACCCUCAGAUGAAGGUGGUGGGGAGCCGUAUUUCCCAUCAGCAGGGAGCACUUUCCUACACGCUUGCCGACGCAACGAAAAAGCAAUCUUUUCAAUUCACAUACACCGUGAAAUUCACUCACACGGGCUCGGAAAGGAUGGAUGUCAAGGUACCGCCAAGACCGCAACUGCCAUUGUCACUGCCACCAGAUUUGUUCUAUCCCUUCACUUUGGGCUCUGCGAGCGUGCCAGCCAUUCACUUCGUUCUGAUUGCUGCACUAUGGGUGGUGAUAGCAAGGGUCUAG